Molecule: messenger RNA, 1557 nt
Organism: Paracoccidioides lutzii Pb01
Exons: 6
Coding region: 1-1557 (518 amino acids)
Biological process (GO): dephosphorylation
Molecular function (GO): phosphatase activity
Source: RefSeq, a predicted model, not a curated record
AUGACCUCUCUCGUCCCCCGUGAACCCUAUUCCAAAGAAGAGCUUCAAAAGCUCUAUCCAGAGGGCCUGCAGCUGCAAUUGGUCCAGGUGGUGAACGAACUCCCGUCUCUUCUCGCUUUCAAAAUACCGGCCUGGCUUCAUACUGGCCAUAUUGCCAUGCCGCAAGAAGGCUCACACAAAUCGCUGCGUCAAGCGAGGAUCUAUCCGGCUGGAGUGAAUUCAAAUGGCGGAGAAAGAUGGAGAGAUUUGGAGGAAAGGACCAGGCGGUGGUGGCCUUUUGGAAGGGAGAGCCCAUUCACUCAUAUUGCGAAAAUUAGUUUUCCAGGAGAAUUGACGGAUAAAGGGCGCCGGUCCACUUACGCUCUGGGCCAGCGAUUACGAUAUCUGUAUGUCGACCAGCUAGGAUUCAUGCCGAAAGUCAGGCCGAACACCGAUGACAUGUACCUUCGCACGACCCCGAUACCCAGAGCUCUCGAGUCGUUGCAGCAAACCUUUUGGGGAAUGUACCCUCCCGACUCUCGAACCGCAAACUUCCCUCCCCCUACCAUAGUGGUCCGGUCACCCGCAGAAGAAACCCUGUAUCCUAACGAAAGCAAUUGCCACCGUUUCAGGCAGCUGGCACGCCUUUUUGCCCAACGGGCAGCAAAUAAAUGGAACGAGUCUGAAGAAAUGGAAUACCUGAAUUCCUUGUGGUCUAAAUGGAUGCCUUCGAAUUCUCCCCGAAUCGCAGUUGAUUCCCGGCCUCGCCUAUCUGGUAUUCUGGACACCAUCAAUUCAUCCCUAGCACACGGCCCGGGAACCCGCCUCCCCUCCGAAUUCUACGACCCAAAGGCCCGCGAAUUAGCCGAUAGGAUCGCCACGGACGAAUGGUUUGCCGGAUACAAGGAGAGCAACGAAUACCGCAAACUAGGUAUCGGUGCACUUAUUGGAGAUGUGGUUGAUCGCAUGGUCCAUACCUCCGUCCAUGGUGGCUGGCACCCAACCACAAAUGGAAGUGAAUCCAAGACUGCAGUCAAAUUUGCCAUAAGCGGCUGCCACGAUACCACCAUCGCCGCAAUCUUGAAUAGCUUAGGCGCAUUUGACGAUGAAAAGUGGCCCCCUUAUACAUCAUCCAUUUCAAUUGAGCUCUUCAAAGCUGUCAGAGGUCCCUACGCUACAAAACCAGGCCAUAUCCUCGAGGAGCUGAACAUCCCAGACACAGACAACCUAUCCCAGAAAAAGAAUCCCUCCAGUUUCAUGUCGAACUUUUUCGGCAGCAAAUCGUCAUCGCGCGAGGUAACACAGGUUUCCGAAAAUGUACGCGCUGCAGUAUCCGAUCUCCCCUCCUCCCCUUUGCAGAAACACUAUGUGCGCCUCCGGUACAAUGACCGACCCGUGCGCAUUCCCGGCUGCGCAGCGAAUCCACGCAACCACCUACCUGGAAACGACACGUUCUGCACACUUGAAGCGUUCAAGAAGAUUGCGGAUAAAUUCACACCGAUCCAUUGGCAUGAGGAGUGUGGGAAGAACUUGGACGAGGGGAUGUUCUCGAAGGGAGAUGAGCCGUCUGGUUAUUGA